UAAGUUCAACAUGGCGGCCGUCCGAGGCCUUACGCGGCUUAGAACUCGUGAAUUUCUUCGCGGUCGCUGUGUUUCGACUAGCAAGAUUCCGAGAAAUGCGAGAGGUGUAUCACAGGGGGAAAUGCGUAUUCUAACAUCGCAGCACGGUUUAUUCAGAAAGGCAAUAAGUGGUUCAUUGUCUACUCAUGGUCCAUUCAAAGCCGUGUCAUUUUUGCGACCAUUGAGCAGCCAAUCACAAAGCAGCUUUUUGGCAGACCUGAAGUCAACUCCACCGCCGGCUGUAUAUCUUGGCUUCUCUGGAGCAAUUCCAUUCUGUGGCCUAGCUGCUGUGGCAUUUGUUUCUCCAGAACACUUAAAUCUGGUUGCUCAUGCUCAACAAGCAUAUGGGGCAUGCAUUCUGUCAUUUCUUGGGGCAGUACAUUGGGGUUAUGCCCUACCAAAGACUAGUGAACUUAAACCAGACUGGAACACACUUGGAUACAGUGUUACUCCGUCUCUCCUAGCCUGGUCAGCCUUGCUGAUGAAUCCUGUACCAGGACUGACAACAUUGUGUUUUGGGCUUGCUGUAGCUUUAUGGAAAGAUUUGAAGACAACUUGUUUUCCUUCAUGGUACAUCGCCUUACGAAAAGCUCUGUCUACUUUGGCUAUGACUUCAGUUGGUUUAACUGCAGCAGUCUUGUAUUUUCAAUAGUCAGAUGUAUAUGACACUUAAAGAGAGGGUUAUUGAUAUUUCUGGUUAUAAUUAUAUAUUUGUUGCUGUUUUAAGUAACCAUUUUAUUCUCAGAUUAACCUCUUCGAACGGUGGAACUUGGUUUGCAAAGGACAAUGCAUGGCCUUUUUUUGUAAGCUUUUAACAUGAUCAUGGUGUAAGGACAUUGUCCAAAGUUGAUUACUAAGAAUUUUUAAGCCACCUGGUAUAUUGAGUUUUUUAUAUCAUCCAAUUAAAGUGCUGUAUGGUGGCUAAUGAUUUGGAAUUACUGCCUUGGAUUUCAUUACAGUUAAAACAUAUUAACCAACUGCACAAUGUAGAGUACAAAUAAUGCAUGAAUUGAGUACAAAUAUGACACGAUAUUUGUACUGCAGAGAACCAUAAAUAAAUAUCAGCAAAAUUCACCCA
Messenger RNA from Stylophora pistillata, 1117 nucleotides. Its product is annotated as transmembrane protein 69. NCBI's taxonomy places the organism in Eukaryota, Metazoa, Cnidaria, Anthozoa, Scleractinia, Pocilloporidae. The record is from RefSeq and is a predicted model, not a curated record.